ACAGGGGCCGCUUAAAUUCCUGCAGGGAGCCGAGGACAGCUUUCAGUUGUACCCGAACAUCGUCGGUUACGGCCGGGAGCUGCUGCGUAAAAACUGCGCCUCAAGUCGCCGAAAGGCCACCAACUUAGUGGUCAUAACUCGGGUUUCGUGGACAGGUUUUUGGACAGUUGUUGGAUGUUUUCAUGUAGAAACGGUCUCUUUGUGACAUUUGGACUGUCAUGUGUCACGGUUGAGGAAGAGGAGGCUUUUCAGUUGACGGACAUUUACCUGACGCCGGGGACAGCAUCACUUGUGGAGGCCACUUGAGAUGGACGAGCAGGUGAGUCCGCUGGAGAGGGACCACACCCUGUCUGUGGUUCUGCCAGGGGGCCUGGAGAGGACUGAAACAGUGCACGGCAGUAAACCAGUGAUGGACUUAUUGGUGACCCUUUGUGCGAGCUACCACCUGAAUCCGUCAGACUACACUGUCGACGUUCUCUCGCCCAACAAGAACAACAUCAGUUUCAAACCAAACUCUCCUAUUGGCUCUCUGGAAGCGGAGAAGAUUGUGCUAAAGCCCAAAGGGGUGGAGGAAAAGAUCAGGAGGCCGUACAUGCCUGAGGCAUCUGUGCGCCUGCUGAUCAACUACAAUAAGUGCCACAAGGCCGUGGUGCGAGUGAGUCCCAGAGUACCCCUUGAGAUGCUGCUGCCAGUGGUGUGUGAAAAGUGCGAGUUUAACGUCCAAACAACCGUCUUACUUAGGGACUCUCAGUCCAAAGAGCUGCUGGACCUGACCAAGACUUUAAACGAGCACGGACUGAGGGAAGUGUUUGCCAAAGACACAGCUGGUGAGGAGCCUGUCGACCAUCAACACCAGCCCGAGUCACCCAAAGCGGCUGUAACGCCAACAGAGGUCAUCUCGCCUCCCCCUCUACAAGACCUGCCAAAGAAGGAGAAGAAAAAGAAGAAGGGAACAGGAUUUCUCAGCUUAUUCAGAAGAGCGAAGAAGAAACCUGAAAUGGACAAGGCAGUGAGUGCCCCAGCUUCUCCUGGUCUCAACAAGCAAGUGGGAGUCGCCACGAAUGAGCAGGAUGUUCCCUCUUCUAACACCUCGCCAGCAGAUAUGCCCAAGAAGAGACGCGCACCUCCUCCACCUAUGGCUGUGUCACAGAGCGUCCCCAACAAUCUGAGUGUCUGUCAUCUCAGAGGACCACAGAAGUCUGCAGAAUCCACUUUGAGGAGUACCAAGCGGAGGGCCCCACCUCCUCCCUGUGCAAACACCCACCAGGAGCAGCUGGCAGACACUGAGGUUAAAGCGACUGCAGACUCCCUGGACAUAGUUGAGGAGCUGAGAGAAAGCGAUGAGUCAGACUCGGUAAACCUCUCACUGUCCUCAUCCUCAUCACCACGUCCAUCACAACCAUGGUUAUCCUCAUCCUCCUCACGUGCGUCAUUCGCUCAUCUCCAAGAAAUCGCUGAUCCAUAUCUGCCUUCGUUUCGAGGGAAAGACUUGUCUGACACCCGCUGUGCACUUGCCAAAGUCCUGACCUCCUCUGUUUCCCAAGGAACACUGGUCAAGCGUUUGAGGAAUUCUGCCACUUUCCCAAAAUUAUACAGUGGCUCCUCAUUUGUGUCUGUGACCCAGAGGUUUUCAGAUAAAGGGGUUUUCUGUGCAGAACUUGACCCUGUUGCAACAUCCAGCCUCCCCAUUGAGCCUGAGUGGGAGGAUCCCAUACAGAGGAAGGGAAUGACCACGUUCAAAGUGGUUCCCUCUAAGAAGCAGAAGUCCCAUAAUCCUUCUCUCUCCCUACAUGUUCCAGAUCAGACACAAAAUAACCCUGAGAGUGAACGUUCUCCUGAGCUCAUCAAACAUCAAACUGAGGCUGAGGAAGAUCCCUGUUCUCCCGACAGAUCUGAGACUGAAACAGCUGUGCAGAGUCCAGAGCCCUCUCCUCAGGAGAUUCAGGCUUCAGACAGGCAAGAUUCUCCUCCACCUCCACUUGAUUUAGACAAACAGGACUGCCCAGGCUCACCUCUCUCUGAGUUUGACGGCACAAAACUGAAGGAAGAGGAUGAAUCUCCAGUCACAUCUGAGGCGAUACCAGCAGAUCCGCCAGACUGCAGCGAUGGAGAACUUCCUUGUGAUGGUCGGAUAAAGUCAGAACAGAGCCUGAGUAGAGAGUCUGUAAGUACAGACACAGACGAGUGUGUAUGCACUGAUGAGGGGGAAGUUGAGGAGGAAUUGAUAGAAAAAGAAGAGGAGGAGGACGAUGACAUUUUCCCUCCCCCUCCUUCACCUGUCUUUUUUAAUGAAGACAUAGAAGUCGUUGAAGAGGGGAGAGAAGCUGCUGCAGCUUCCUCUCUGCCAUCGUCUCAUCCACAAAGUCCUGCCUCAUGUGGGCAAACCAGCGCAUUCAGUGAGGACCAUCAAGGUGAGCCAACCUCAGCCACAGGUGAGCAGUCUGCAGCUGCACCAAACCCUCUGGACAGGAUGAGUGCAGCCCCAUCCAAGUUUGCACAGGCGGUAGCGCUGGCCGUGCAGAGGUCCCGUCUCCAGAGUCACAGGAAAGGUUUAGAUCCUCAGGCUCCCAGUGGUCGACACAAUGCACUUCCCUCACCGCCCACAUCCAGUUUGGUGCCUGACUGGCUUCCUCACUCAACUUUGAAUGGAAGUCCUUGUUUAGGAUGAAAAUUCAGAGCAGACCGAAGACAGCGGACUUUCCAGAUUACUGACAAAAGGUCAGCUGAAUGAUUUCCAAGUAGAUAAACUGCAUCAGUUUUUUUAUUACGAGAAGCAGCCAACUUCUUUUUCUCUUUUCUUUUUUGCAAAAGACACUUUGUUGUGUCAUUUUAAGUUGGACUUUAUGUUCACAGGUUGAACAUAAACAUUUUCUGUCGUCAAGUAAGCCAAAUGUACAGGACGCACUUUGUUGAACUGACAACGUCCUGUUUUUUCUUAACUUCCUUUUAAAUUUUCGUUGAAGAUGUGCCAAGGCGGACGUAACGCUGACGUGAGAGCUUUUUUUGUUUGUGUAAAAGAGCUGAUGCACAUGCAAUAAUAGGAUUGUUUUAUGUCUGUGCAGGAAUUUAUUUUCUCCCUUAGUGUGUAAAGGUUUUUGUUUUAAGACCUGAAGAGUGCAGUAAAGCUUGUUAACUCUGUGUCAGACUGGUUUCCCCAUUAGCCACCAGAUGGCAGCAGAGCAUUGUUUCAAAAAUGAACAUACUGCCGUUAUCCCUUAGUGCGAGAUAGAGUUCUGGUGAAUGUAUCACAAGUGAUAUAUUUUGUAUAAUUUUAAAAGAAUUAACAGUGAAUAAUUAUUUUCUAGUUACACCAGAACAAUAAAUCAACUUAAAUCAAUUAAGGACCUUAUUCUAAUGUUCAGUUACUCUGAAAGGUCUUAGGAUUUGUCUGAAGGUUAUCUUCAUCCAAGAAUACAUAUCCAUCUUGAAGACUUUCCCCAGAAUAAAAAAAGAACUAUGCAAUAUUUAAUGGGAACAUGAGAAUUUCCAGCAUUUCCAGCAACAAAAUAAAAAAAUAAAAAAGUC
Molecule: messenger RNA, 3525 nt
Organism: Scatophagus argus
Lineage: Eukaryota; Metazoa; Chordata; Actinopteri; Scatophagidae
Product: cordon-bleu protein-like 1
Exons: 10
Coding region: 308-2668 (786 amino acids)
Molecular function (GO): actin monomer binding
Source: RefSeq, a predicted model, not a curated record